AUGCCAGAAAAUGCUUUUCAGCGACACCAGCUUGAGAAAUGCCGCCGUUUCGAGCACAUACCGCCGUACCAGGCGGAGAAACUGCUGAACAGUAGCCACCAGCUGCGAGCGCCUCCUCACGGGCCUCACCUCGGCGGAGAAAAGGAGUUCGGCCCGGCGAUGCUGCUGUACUACUUGGCCAGCGCGUUUAAACACCUGCAACCUCGCGUCGACGACGACUUCGUCGACAAGCUACACUACUUCUAUACGACGACCAUCCUCGUCUCGUUUGCCAUCCUCGUCAGCGCCAAACAGUACGUCGGCUUCCCGAUUCAGUGCUGGGUGCCGGCGACGUUCACCGACGCCAUGGAGCAGUAUACGGAGAACUACUGCUGGGUGCAGAACACGUACUGGAUCCCGAUCGAAGAGGAGAUACCCCGUGAAAUUUACAACCGCAGAAACCGCCAGAUCAGCUACUACCAGUGGGUGCCGUUCGUGCUGGCGUUGGAAGCUCUGCUGUUCUACGUACCAUGCAUUAUUUGGCGCGGUCUGCUGUACUGGCACUCAGGAGUGAACUUGCGUGGGCUUGUGCAAAUGGCGUGCGACGCUAGACUGAUGGACCCCGAAUACAAGAUGCGCACCGUGUUGACGAUGGCCAGGCACAUGGAAGACGAGUUCGAUGUGCAACGAUUUGGCAACAUGGAGCGAGGCAAACAGUGGGAUUGUGUACGACGGCUGUUCAACCGUCACUGCGGCUGCUAUAUAACCCUUCUGUACAUCGGCAUCAAACUGUUGUACGCGAUCAACAUUGUAGUGCAGUUCUUUCUGCUGAAUCACUUCCUCGGAACCGGAAACGUUCUGUACGGAUUUAGUGUGCUAAAGGACCUGUUUAAUGAUGUCGAGUGGGAACAGACGGGUAUAUUUCCGCGCGUGACUUUGUGCGACUUUGAAGUUCGCGUUUUAGGCAAUAUUCAUCGACAUACGGUACAGUGUGUACUGAUGAUUAAUAUGUUCAAUGAAAAAAUAUUCCUAUUUCUGUGGUUCUGGUUUCUGAUGGUCGGCAUGGUGACUUUGUUUAACACCACCUACUGGCUGGUGAUCAUGUUCUCCCCCAGCCAAGGACUCAUGUUUGUGAAACGCUACCUAAGAAUGGUAUGCGAGCAGCCGAAUAAGGUCUGCGCCGACGAACAGUUGCUUAAGAAGUUUGUAAAGGAGUUUCUGCACAAAGAUGGCAUAUUCAUUUUGCGAAUGAUUUCCUUCAGAGCCAGCGAGCUGGUCUGUUCCGAACUGGUGCUGUCUUUGUGGACGGCCUUCAGCAGCGUCGAUCGGUCGACGUCCCAAUUUUGGGAAGUAGAAAACGAUUCUAAUGUAUGA
Molecule: messenger RNA, 1353 nt
Organism: Soboliphyme baturini
Lineage: Eukaryota; Metazoa; Nematoda; Enoplea; Dioctophymatida; Soboliphymatidae
Source: the annotation of a GenBank genome assembly